Diatraea saccharalis (sugarcane borer) is the source of this 734-nucleotide messenger RNA. NCBI's taxonomy places the organism in Eukaryota, Metazoa, Arthropoda, Insecta, Lepidoptera, Crambidae. The record is from the annotation of a GenBank genome assembly.
UUUGCCUUAUAAAAUAAUUAAGAAUAUAACCCAAGAUUCGGCUGUACGGCUUAGUUAGUUCCUUCGCCUGUCCCAUGGACGAAACUACUACCACUAACUACUAAAAUAAUUUAUUUAAUUUCAAUUAAUUCAAAAUUGUGUAAUGGCUCGUAAAUUAUCAGAAGCAGCACGUAAAUCUUUACUUUUAGGCCAGUGUAUACCGACUGUUAAACAAAAUGCUGUUAAAAUAAGAGUGAAGAGGUUAGAAUUGGAUGAAAAUUUGCUAAUGUACUUCAAGAAAGACGAGUUUUAUUACUGUCAUGAUCCUGAUAAAAAAUGCCAAACUGGUGACAUAGUGCUGAUAGAGAGUUUGCCACAAAAACUUACCAAGCUUAUUACUCAUCAAAUUAAAGAAGUGGUAUAUCCAUUUGGUGAUAUCACUGAUCCAGUAACAGGAAAGAAAGUAGCCAAAGAAAGAUAUAGAGAAGAUAUUGAAAAAGAAGCUGAGAUCUAUGGGAAGUUAGAUUCAACCUUCGAUUAUAGCAAGGCUCCACCGAGAGGUUGGCAAGAGGGGAAGAAAGACUUUACGUCGAAACCUACUUACACAAAGUACCAUGUAUUUGAUAAAAAUGAUCCAUAUGCAAUUUAAUGCAGCUUUAGUUAUGUAAUUUUAGUGUGUAAAAUUAAAUAUAGUCACAGCUUAUUUAAAACAUGUAUUUUAUUUAGUGCAUUCACUUUAGAAUUGGGAUUUCGUA